AUGUCGGGCGCUUUGCAAACCGAUGCGGAGGAUCUCAGUUUCGAAGAUGCUGCGGACCAAGCGGGUGUCACAAAGCUCAAGGAGAAGCUCGUCUACGCAAGAACCAUAGUUGCCCAUCUUCGCCCCGUCCAAUCCGCAUUGUUAGAACAGGAGGCACGCCACAUGCCAAGCGUUCCGGUGUUUUCCGCACCACGCCCCAUAACACGUGCACCCUCCGCUUCCACGUCCUUGCCUGAGUCUGGCUACGUGGCGACGGAGCCCUGGAACUCGCAGGACAAUGCCAUUGCGAAUCGCCAGGCCGAAUGGCGAAAAACCAUACCUGACGGUCCCCUUGGCGCUCUUAAUGACCACCCCGCAAAUGUUCAGCUCAAGGACAAGCGUGCGCUAUACAAGUUCUGCGCCGAUCGCGCGUCAGAGACGAUGGAGAGAGUACUGGCACUUGAGCGCAUGAUGGACCAAUGCGAUCAGGAGAUCCAGCAGCUCCAUGCGCUUAUGAUGUUUACCACCAUCUGGUACGCAUCGGCUCUUUUGAAAUGCGUUGAUAGUAAUGUUUACCAGAGGGACGGCUGGCGGACCGGCUUGUACACUCUGUAG
Messenger RNA from Peniophora sp. CBMAI 1063, 594 nucleotides. Lineage: Eukaryota; Fungi; Basidiomycota; Agaricomycetes; Russulales; Peniophoraceae. The record is from the annotation of a GenBank genome assembly.